GCUUUCGUGAGUUGGUCGCGAUUACAAGUAACUCUGUUCUUUCCAACUGCGACUUUCUUUUUUUGCGUCUUGGAGGGGCGACGCGUCACGGUCCCCUGCGGUGCCGUACAUAACUUACUUGGAACCCCCGCAUCGUUGAUCUCUACUUUGACAUCUUCACCAACCGCACCGGUUUGCACCCAGGAUCGCAUCAGCAGAACAACACGCGAAAUUCAUCACCCAGUCAUGGCCAUCUUGAGCUGCUUUCCCGGGCUCAAGGCCAACGUUAGGGUCGGCGGUGAGCUAGCAAAGGAGUAUGAUGCACCGCCUGAAGAGGUCGAGGCGCGCUCGAAAACGUUCGAAUUUCAUAAGCUGCGCUCAAGGGUCGGCGAGGGAACACCUUACUCAUUGAGCUACAUCGAAGCGAAGCCGGGCGAGUCCUUCGAAUUUGUCAUCGACACCAGGAGCAUCAAGCUUGAGCGUAGUGAAAAGCCUCAGAAGUUCCAAGUGACUGCCGUUCUGGACGGAUUCAGGGCGCAUCCGAAACUGUUCAGCAGCGAAGUUUUCACGUUCAGUAAAUGUCUUACUGGCAGCCCCAAGACUGACUUUUCAGAGACAACGUUCAACUUUGCUGCUCUCGAAAUUUUGGAAAAGCCGGUGCCGGAGAAGGACAUCAAGAAGCAGAUCGAAGAGGCCAAUAACUACGGCACACUCCUUAUCAAACUCGAUCUGAUCCAUACCAAACCAGGAUCGCCGCAACCAAUCAACUUUGACCUCGCUACACCCAAGCCGCCUGUUCUGGAGGUGGCCGAGAAGAUUUUGAAAGGAAAAGCAGUGGACAGCAAAACCACUUUCCAGUCACAGCGGAUCUAUGUACCCUCCUUCGUUGGCAUCGACUACGCCGAUAGCAAGCGGCGGCCCUUUGCAAUUUUUGAGUUCCGAUACCGAACAAUGGAGGGCCUUAUCCGAGAGUUUAUUGUGCCCCGGCCCGAAGAAGUUAUCGAUGUCGAGGAGGAGUACAUGCGUAUCAAGCAUAUCAAGCCCGAAAUUGCCGUCGAAGCCCGUGGUAUCAAGAGAGAGCCCAUGGACGCAGCUCUGUUUGCUGCCCGCUACAAACAGCGCCGGUUGGAAGACGGCAAGGUCGAGAUCGAUCUGACAGACGACUAAGGUUUACACUACACAUGUGUCGGUAUUCGUCAAGCUGGUUCAACCAAUGUUUCUUUUUCUGAGGAGGACUUUUUGCGCUGUCAUUCAACGUACAGAGGGGCCAAAAAGGCACGGAGCGAGGAGCAAAAGGCGUCACGGGGGUUGACUGCUGGUCUUGUUAUUGCGAUUGUUGGGGAGUGGCACUUGUUUCCAACUAUGAAGACGAGAGAGGCAGAAUCUGCUGUUUGUCCAAUGACUUUCUAGCAACUGUAUUUGGGAUCCCAAGAACUAGGUAGUUCCCGCUUUUUCGGUUUACUCGGUUCGCCAGUACAGGUGAUAUUGGGCAUCAUCUUUCCGCACCCUAACUGACUUCCCAUAUAACUGUAGCUCCUUCUCUUGUGCAUAUCAUGCUUUGUUCGAAGAUCGGUCAAUAACAGCAAAGCGAAGCGGGAGAAAGUAUUCGUUGAACAGCGCUAGGGGAUCGAGAGUCGCGC
Molecule: messenger RNA, 1619 nt
Organism: Neurospora tetraspora
Lineage: Eukaryota; Fungi; Ascomycota; Sordariomycetes; Sordariales; Sordariaceae
Exons: 5
Coding region: 226-1146 (306 amino acids)
Source: RefSeq, a predicted model, not a curated record